Molecule: messenger RNA, 1783 nt
Organism: Brassica rapa (field mustard)
Lineage: Eukaryota; Viridiplantae; Streptophyta; Magnoliopsida; Brassicales; Brassicaceae
Molecular function (GO): lipid binding
Source: RefSeq, a predicted model, not a curated record
UAAAUGAGGAAAGAAAAAUAAACCCUAAAAAGAAGUAGUUUAGGAACUACAGAUUUGGUCGGAGGUGGACGGUGGUCGUAGUUUCACACUGUUCCGCCCACCAUUCUCCUCUAAAAAGCAAUGCCCUUUCAACCUCCCUCAAUGAUUGUUUUAGCUUAAAGAAGAAACUCCAUCUCUAUAAUACCAACUAAAACACCUUAACCACAAGUUUCUUCCACUUCUUCUCACCACGCGUAUCACUUUCUCUGUCGUCUUCCUCUCCCUCCUCAUUUCUUUUUAUAUUUAUCCAACAAACUUCGCUUUUAUUCAAAACAUACCCACUCUUUCUUAAAGACUAUGGCUUUGCUCAUGACCAUCAUCUUAGGACUCAUCUUAGGAUGGCUGGCUUUCGUUGUUGGGUUGCUCAUAGGAUGGGCAUGGAGACCCAGAUGGGUUUCUUCUCCUAGUGAAGAGAAAGUCCAGUCACAAUGCUCCGCUCCUAGAUCUUUCGAGUUGUCUUCGCCAUCAUCUCCUUCUCCGUUAAAGGGUUUUGGUUCAGCUCCUUGCUUCAAAACUCUUGUUUGUGGCACGUGGAAUAUGGCUUUAAGACAACAGAAAACAAUUUCUCCUGUUUCUUCUUCUGAACAAGUACAUGUACUUGAUGGAGGGAAGAAAACAGAGGAGAGGUUGCCUAAUACUGUAACAGAGUUAGAUUUGAGGAAUCUUGUGCAACUGGUUGAGAGGAAAGAUGGUGGUCUUCCUUGGAUUCAGAUGAUGGAUCAGUUUAUUCCUGGUAUGAGAUAUCAAGCUUGGUUAAGAGAACCUAAGAAUGGUCCUACUGAGUAUAGAAGCAGAACUGUGUUUGAAGAUGCAACUCCUGAGGUUGUAAGAGAUUUUUUCUGGGAUGAUGAGUUUAGACCGACGUGGGAUACAAUGCUUGCUAGUUCCACAACUGUUGAAGAGUGUACAAGUACUGGAACCAUGAUUGUUAGAUGGAUACGCAAGUUCCCGUUUUUCUGUAGUGAUAGAGAGUACGUGAUUGGUCGAAGGAUAUGGAACUGUGGCAAAUCUUAUUACUGUGUAACAAAGGGAGUGUCGGUUCCUUGUAUACCACGUAACAACAAACAAAAACGUGUAGACUUGUUCUACUCAAGUUGGUGCAUUCGACCAGUGGAAUCAAGAAGUGACGAUGGAGUAACAAGUGCCUGCGAAGUGCUUUUGUUUCACCACGAAGACAUGGGGAUACCGAAGGAGAUCGCAAAGCUCGGAGUCAAACGAGGAAUGUGGGGAGCAGUGAAGAAGAUGGAGCCUGGUUUACGCGCUUACCAAGAGCAAAGACUCUCAAGAGAAGGAGGGUUCAAGCUUUCUCGGCCAGCUUUCAUGGCUCAGAUCAACACCAAGAUCACAUCAGAACAUCUCGUUUCGCUCAGCAACGGUGCAACGUCUGAAGCUGAAGCUCCUGAAACUGAAGCUCCAGUUACGUUGGACCGAGGAAAUGGAGCUGAGAAUCUGAAGAAGCUGUUGUUUAUCGGUGGAGCUGUUGCGGUUGCUUGCACUUUGAGUGGUGGCGGUUUUGUUCCUCCUGCGGUUCUUCUAGGGUUUGGGAAAAGGUUUGGUGGAAGAAAACGUGAGCCCCAAGGAACAGCAACUACUACUACAAGAAGUCAAAGUCAAACUACUUCUUCAUAGAAUGAAAAUAAAUAAUCCAAGAUUUAGAUCAUUCAAUAUUAGUUUUGAUUAAUCUUUAUAUAAAAGGAAAUAUAUUUGCUUACAAGUAAUCAAUAAAAAAUAGAAAAUUAUCAAA